Messenger RNA from Beta vulgaris subsp. vulgaris (sugar beet), 981 nucleotides. RefSeq lists its product as hypothetical. The record is from RefSeq and is a predicted model, not a curated record. The coding region runs from base 212 to 901 and encodes 229 amino acids. The transcript is spliced from 2 exons. Lineage: Eukaryota; Viridiplantae; Streptophyta; Magnoliopsida; Caryophyllales; Amaranthaceae.
CACCCUUCGCCUUUGUAUAAUAUUGUUCAAAAAUGUUGGUCGACUAAACCCACGCGCAAAAGCUGGCUGGAACAGUAGGACAUGGAACCAUACACAUGAAAUAUUAAAAAGCUUCACUCCACACCGACGCAUCCCCUGCUUCAUUCUCGCAUCUCUUUCUUUCUCAUCACUCAUCAUCUCCAGACACUCCAGAAACCCAACAACAGAUACAAUGCUCAACCAAAAUAUCCAAUUAUGUUUAUGUCUUACUGUUGCUUAUUUUCUCUUCUUCUCAGCUUCUGCUACUGACACUCAAAGCAAAGUAACGAAUAACCCAGCUGACCAGCUUGUGGCAAUACUAAAUGAUAAUAGAACUGCACACCAUUUAACAGCCCUCUACAGCAAUCCUGGUUUGGCUUGCAUUGCUUUGCAAUACAUUAAAGCUUAUGAAGGCAGUUGUGACGAUGUGGGGGGUCCCAAAGCUAAGAAGCCGGAGGAUUCUGCUUUUUCUGAGACAUUUGCCCCUGAAUGCAACGUGGAGCCUGCAACCCUGACCCAAAUCACUGGGCGCUUUCUUGGGUGUCAGUCUGAAUAUAUCAAGCCUGAUAGAGCAUUCUCAGAGUUACUAAUGAAGGAUGAAAAGAGUUUGAACAUUCUCAACAGUAAGAACCACAGUGAAGUGGGUGCUGCAGUUAGUGGGUCUGAGGGCGGAUCCCCAUAUUUCUGGUGUGUGCUCUUCAGCAAUGGUAAAUCUAACAGUAGCUUUGUUCUUGAGGACGGUGUGGCUAAGGUGAGUAGACCAGGUUGUUUCAGUGGUGCCAAUGAUGAUUGUAAUAGUGCUCGAAAUAGGUUUCAAUCAUACCAUCUGUUGAAUUGCAUUCUAGGAGCUUUGGCUGUAAUUGGAUUUGUUUUUGGUGUAUGAUAGGAAUUCCUUCGAAACCAUCCACUUGAUUUCUUGUAUCUGUUGGUUGUUAUAUGUAAUUCAUUGGUCAUUCUUGAUUA